AUGAUCUUGCUCGUCAAUAGCGCCAACUGCCAAGUAGCAGGCUUCGCUGCUGCCACCAUCGGAUGGCUCCUUUCUACCACCUCCAUGGGCCUCGUGGAGUGGCGACUGUGGCAUAUAAGCCACGCCCCACCCUUACUCUCCAGCCUGGUCUGCGUGGGAAUGUGGAGAGUCUGCAUUCACUACCAUGACAGCAACAAGGCCAUAUUUUGUUACCAUUAUACCUACCAUGACACCUUUCUCCCUCUUGAUAUUUGUGUUUCACAAAACCUCCUGCUGGUAGCCACCAUUCUAGGGCUCUUGGGGAAAGCCUGCAUCAUCUUUGCAAUUAGGAACCUGUACAUGGGAAUUCUUCGGAAGACUGCCACCUGCAAUCCAUUCAUUGCUUCAGGAAUUCUGUACUUGUCUGCCAGUGUCUGUAUCUCAGUCGCUGUGAUCUGGAAUUACCAUUCUGUAAGGAAUGAACAGGGUAUUCACUUCCCUUCAUCUUUCUACGUGCCCUUCAAGCCAGACACUCAGGAGAUUGGGAGUGCCUUUCUGGUGGCCGCCCUUGCUGCCUUCCUGAUGUUGUUAAGUGGAUUUAUUUUCCUUUCUUAUAGAGUUCCCCUGGACAGCCAGGUGCAUCCUGAGAUUGCAGAGAUAUAA
Messenger RNA from Loxodonta africana (African savanna elephant), 642 nucleotides. RefSeq names its product claudin 34 (gene CLDN34). The transcript has a single exon. Gene Ontology annotation, biological process: bicellular tight junction assembly; cell adhesion. The record is from RefSeq and is a predicted model, not a curated record. Gene Ontology annotation, molecular function: structural molecule activity. Bases 1 to 642 code for a protein of 213 amino acids. Gene Ontology annotation, cellular component: bicellular tight junction; plasma membrane. NCBI's taxonomy places the organism in Eukaryota, Metazoa, Chordata, Mammalia, Proboscidea, Elephantidae.